This is a messenger RNA of Apis cerana (Asiatic honeybee), 6311 nucleotides long. It is a transcript of the gene fz2, whose product is annotated as frizzled 2. The record is from RefSeq and is a predicted model, not a curated record. Gene Ontology annotation, cellular component: plasma membrane. Gene Ontology annotation, biological process: non-canonical Wnt signaling pathway; canonical Wnt signaling pathway. NCBI's taxonomy places the organism in Eukaryota, Metazoa, Arthropoda, Insecta, Hymenoptera, Apidae. Gene Ontology annotation, molecular function: Wnt-protein binding; Wnt receptor activity.
GGACAGAAGGGUAAUUUCAAAGGGGGAAGUUAAAAUGGAAACAAGGAACGAGAUGUUUUCAAAGAAAAGAUGAGAAUAAGGUGUAGAAGAUUAAGAAUUGUGGAAACUUUCUUUUUCCAACCAAUUACAAUUAUAAAUUAAUAAAUAUUAAAGAUGCAGUAUUAAAGUAUUAUCUAUCCUUUUUAACGCUCAAGUUUCUUUUAGAUUCACUACGAUUCUCGUUUAUUUCGAAUCAUCGGUGUAGAUACACGUCGAGUGAAUCUUCGAAUGGUCGAUUCAAAAACUUUUCUUCAAAAAAUUGGGAAAACAAGGAGUAGCUUACUUUACAUCUGCGAGAGGAGGAUGCAUCGAGUACGUGUCGUCCAGGUUAGCCUGGUAUAGACCAUCGAGGCGAGAGCUGGCCACGACAACGGUCUCGUUGGGCGAUGCGCACCCCGGGUUCAAGGCCAGCCGUGGGUAGGAGACAGAUCGUCGCGGAUAAGAGCAGCAAGAGAGGCCGGAGUAAUGCGACCCACACAGAAGAGGGCAAGCAAUCAAGGAAAAUGGGACUCGUUCGACGGACGAAGCUGCUUCCCAGCCGAACGAUGGCUCCCCUGUUAUCAUUGCUGGUGCUCGCAGUAUUGCCAAACGUGCGAUUAGAAUCGGCAAUCAAUCCAGUGAGUAACGUGGGCUCGGUAUCGAGCGGUUCCUCGUCGUCCUCGUCUUCCUCCUCCUCCUCGUCGAUGGUGGGCGGCGUACCUGGCAGUGGCUCGUCUUCCGGCAGCAUGGUAGGGUCUGGUAACAGCGUGGUCGGGGGUGGCAGCAGCGGCGUUGGACACUCGUCCCUAGGCGGUGGAACGGGAGUGAAUGGAAACGGGCGUUGCGAGGAGAUCACGAUCCCGAUGUGUCGAGGGAUCGGGUACAAUCUGACGGCGAUGCCCAACGAAUUGAAUCACGACAAUCAGGAAGAAGCUGGGCUGGAGGUGCAUCAAUUCUGGCCGUUGGUGGAGAUCAAAUGUUCCCCCGACUUGAAGUUCUUCCUGUGCUCUAUGUACACGCCGAUAUGCUUGCCCGAAUACACCAAACCUCUCCCCGCUUGCAGAAGCGUCUGCGAGAGAGCGAGGGCCGGUUGUGCGCCGUUGAUGCAGCAAUACGGAUUCUCCUGGCCGGAGAGGAUGGCGUGUGAACGAUUACCGGCCCACGGUGACCCAGAGAAUUUAUGCAUGGAACAAGACAACCAUACGAGCAGCACCGGAUACGGAUCCGGUAACGGAGGAGCAGCGAGCAGCGCGCCUUUGCCCGCAGCACAACCGCGCCCGACCAGGCCGUCGAAGACGACCCAACCACCGCGGUGUAGGCCAGGGAAAAAUCAAAAAAACUGCCAGCAUCCCCCGGGGGAAAGGGCGAGGGAUUGCGUGUGCCGGUGCAGGCCACCCCUCGUACCCCUGGGGGCGGGGGGCACGGUCAUUCCGGGACCGAUAAGCGGCAGCAGCACCGGAAGCAUAGGCAACGGGGCUGGGCUGGCAGGCAUGGCCGUAAGUGGGGUCAUACCGGCGCCACCGAUAAGCAUCGCCAGGAACAUCAUUCAGGACAUUGCAGGAGUACCGAAUUGCGCACUCCCGUGCCACGGGGCGUUCCUCACCUCCGAAGAACGAGGGUUCGCGGCCGUGUGGCUGGCUCUGUGGAGCGGCCUGUGCGCCGCAAGCACACUCGUGACCGUCACCACGUUUCUGAUCGACACCCAGCGCUUCAAGUAUCCUGAGAGACCGAUAGUGUUCCUGUCGGCCUGCUACUUCGCCGUCUCGAUCGGCUACCUGUCGAGGAGCGUGUUCGGCCACGAGGAGAUCGCCUGCGAUGGAUUGGCACUGAAGUCGAGGGCACAGGGACCGGAAGCCUGCGUGGCCGUCUUCCUGAUGAUCUAUUUCUUCGGAAUGGCGUCUUCGGUCUGGUGGGUGAUCCUGGCGUUCACCUGGUUCCUGGCGGCGGGUCUGAAAUGGGGGAACGAGGCGAUAGCCUCGUACUCCCAAUACUUCCAUCUAGCAGCGUGGCUAGCACCGGCGGUCCAAACGUUCUCGGCGUACCUAGCCGGGGGAGUGGCGGGGGAUCCGGUGGCAGGAGUCUGCACGGUGGCCCCGGAUGGGGUGCGGUCGUUCAUUCUGGUGCCGUUGUUCGUGUACCUCCUAUUGGGAACGAGCUUCCUUCUGGCGGGUUUCGUGAGCCUGUUCAGGAUCCGUUCGGUGAUAAAACGUCAACCGGGGGCGAAAGCGGACAAAUUGGAGAAACUGAUGAUAAGAAUUGGCGUGUUCAGCGUCCUAUACACCCUACCAGCCGGGGUGGUGUUGGCCUGCCAUAUGUACGAGACGUCGUUAAGAAACGAGUGGCUCGAUUCGCUGGCGUGCCCCUGUCGGCCAAGAGCAAGACCUCUCUACUCCGUCCUGAUGCUCAAGUACUUUAUGGCGCUCGCGGUAGGUAUCACGUCAGGCGUGUGGAUCUGGAGCGGCAAAACCGUCGACUCGUGGAAACGUCUGUGGAGGCGCUUGUUCAGCGGCGGAAGCGGCGGAGGCGGUCACGGAGGCGGUGGAGCAGGUAUGGUAGCAGGCGUGACAGGCGUCAGCGGAGGUAUCGGCAGCACCAGCAUCAAGGGCGUAGUAGGGCGUGUAGGAGUGCCGUAUCCGCCAGCUCCGGGGCCCGGAAGCGCUCUACUCCCCCCUGGCAGCGUGGCCAGCGCGUCCCAACAUCAUCUCCAUCAUCACGUCCUCAAACAACCCCCCCUGUCGCACGUAUGACGUCACCAGUCGGCGGGAGGCGACAUGAACACCGCGGGCUGCGAUCAGCAGCAGCAACAACAGCAAUCGGUGCAACAAGAGAGGCCUUCCGCCCUUAGUAACUACGGGCCCAUUUAGCCCUUCGCCUCGGCCUCGCGCAGGCACACGCCGCACACAGCGCCCCAUACGGCGCCACACACGCCACACUCGGCGGCCACGAUAUAUUCGAGGAGGUCGUUGGCAUCGACCACAGGCCCCCUCACUCCAGCGCACGGACUCGCGCCUUCUUACACCCAGGCGACCGAAGUAUGAAUCGAUCUCUGAUAACGAGUUAUUCAUCGUUGUUACGACGUUGAAACAAAGGGAGGAAAGGGAUCGGAUAGAUUCGUGCGUUUCUCGGUACCUCCGUGGUGUGGCUGUUUACGACGCGUGUCGAACAACCUCGUCGACUCGCGACGGUGCUUCUCGAUUACCCAAUAUACGUAUUAGCCCGUACGUGUCUUUUCCGUGGGUCUCGAAUCGUCUCUUUUGUAGUUUUUACAUCAUUUCUUAACCUGUUGUGUUGUAUCUUGUAGAUUAACGGGUGUAUCUUGUAUAUCCGAUUCGAAGGAAAUUUUCUAUAUAUAAUUGGAGGACGUGAUUCGAAUUGAAGCGCGGAAAUAACGUAUCAAACUUCAAAGCGUCGACACUAGAGGGCUACGAUUCGGAAAAUGGCGCUCGAGACCGGCUGGUGUAGUGAGAUUGUGAUGUAAGUGCGUGGAUCGAAUGUAGUGCAAUGAGUGAGUGAGUGAAUCGCGCAAAUGGAACAGCGUGCAAGAAAAUUCUCUCUUAUUCGUAUCUAUCUGUAAUCUUUCUUACUUAUAUACCGUAGCGGAACUCGUAAAGUCCGCAUGUCCGUCUAACGUGUAUCGUCUCGUCUAUUUAUCUAACCUAGCCAUAACAGAAGUAUAGGUGUAAACACGGACUUUCUAUAGAUGUCGUUACUUAAAGGUUACGGCGGUGGUCCGGCAUUCCAAAGUGCGUGUUUUUUUGUAAUUUCAUACGAUUUUUUAGUCAGAGCGAGCAAAUGUCGGUUUAUAAGAAAAGGAAGGGUCGACUGAUCAUCUCGAGCGAUGAAAGUACUCAUAACCAUGAAUACAGGCUCACCGCCGUCGAUCGUAUGAAGUGCGACGAGCAAGUGUAUAGCGCAGACGUAUAAGGGAAAGAAGAAAAAUGUGGAGAAUGAAGGUAACUGUAAAUAUUAUUCUUAGAUUUUUAGAUAAAAAUGCUGUAAAUAUAAAAGAGAAGUGGAACAGAAACGAUCAUCAAAAAAACGAUUUAUCGGUCGACACGAGUGUUGUACAGACGCGAGCAUUGCGCAGUCGCGGUAAUGGCGCGUUCCUUUUUACGCAUAUAUUGUAAUUCGUAGUCCGUGGAGCUUUGAUAUUCGUUUAGUAUCUUUCGAAGAAAAUCUUUCGUCGAUGAAAGACACGAUGUAAAAAUGUGAAGAAAUCGUGUCGAAAACUUGGUGCAAUGAGUAAUGCGUAUCAAAUAACAAUACCGUAAAAAAAGCUUCGAAGGAGCCGCUAGUCUUGCCGCGGGCGAAGGAACGCGUCAAUCGUGAAUGCGUCGAGAAGAGAGAAAAUAAAAAACGUGUGCUUACGGUAUGUAUACAUACGUUAAAACAUGAUUUCGGAUGCCGAACAUGUCUUUUUUACCGCCGAACGAAAGCCCCCCUUAACCUUUAUCGUUUUAUAUAUAUAUAUAUAUAUAUAUAUAUAUAUAUAUAUAUAUGUAUGUAUGUAUGUAUGUAUAUGAUAUAUAUAUAUAUAUAUACAUACGCGUCUUGAAUAUAGCUGACAAAAAAAGAAGUGCAGAGAUUCCGAAUAAGAUUUGUUUUAUAUCUCGCAUGGUUUUCUGUCUUUAAUGGAGACUUGAAUCAUGCAUAUACGCACAGACAUAUACGUAACAGACAUAUACCUACAUACAGAUUCACAUACUAUCGAUACACGCAAAUACACUGUCAUACAUGCUCGCAUAUCAUCGUAGAAAAAAGAACAUGAAAAAAUUCUGUGUAUUCUGAGAUUAAAUUGUAGGUAAAAUGGGGGAAAAAAUUAAGACAAAUUAAGACAAAUUAAGACAAAUUAAGACAUACACAUCUCAAGUGUUUUUUAUAUCCGCGCAAUAGACAAGUAGCUGUUGACAGAGUGCGAAAUCGAAUAAAUAAAUAAAUCGUUAAGUACAUAAAAAUAUAUAUAUAUAUAUAUAUAAUAUAAAAUAUAUAUAUAUAUAUAUAUAUAUAUAUAUAUAUAUAUAUAUAUAUAUACGAUCGUGGCAUAUACGAGAUUUCAUUACAAAGACGUGCGUGUUUCUGCGAUGUAAUGUCGAUAUUUCACAAUUUUUCUAAUCGUUGGAGGAAAAAGGGGAGGACUAGAAGGAGAAAUACAAUUCCCGAGACCGCAUCUCGUGUUUCAUUUCUAUUCUGUUCCUUUUCACGGGACAUUUCAAAAGUGUGACUGUGUGAGAUGAAGAAUUCUUUCAACAACUAGCAAGAGUGAAACAUCUCGGUUAUGUACUUUUUCUAUUUCCACUUCGAUGCUUGCCUUUUUUAACAGUUGUUGGAAUUUUGCGAACGACCCGCGAGAUGUCUCGUGAGUGGUGCAGGUGGGAACGUGAGUGCACGCGGAAAAAAACGAGAAAGAUAUAUGUAUAAGAAAUGAAAAGGAACGGAAAGAAACAAAAGGACUGAAAAACGAUAACUGCCUCAAGCAACUUAAAAAAAAAAAAAAAUAAUAAAAUCACAAUCCGUAUCGCAAUCCGAACGGGUUACCCCUGCCAAACGAAAACGUACACGUGUAAUGUUGUAAAGUAGUGAGAGUAAAGAACCUUUAGUGUCACAUAUCACGCCAAGCUGUUACGAGCGAAAACGGACAAUGUCGCGUUCGUGAACGAUCAGUGAUGUUGGAAAGAGUGAGAAAGCAUAAUGCGAUGGAAUGGGAUGAAAUGAGAUUGUCGAGAUGGUAGUAGUGAGAAGAGAGGAAAAAAGGCGGGAGAACGAGACAGAGGGGAAAGAAAAAGUGAAAGAGUGCGCUGCUAUCGCAAUGGCAGAACGAUUGAUGCGACGAAAAGAACGAACGCGACGUUAGAAAAACGAAAGAAAGGAGUUUAUAACGAGUAUUUGUAAGCCACUUUUUGUCACGAUGAUUGUCAAUAAAAUGGAAAAUACUGUGUGUAACGAGUGUGUUCCGGAAUUUCAUCCAUCAAAUUGGUUCACGAGGUAUGAUUCUUUUAUUUUUUUUAUUCUUCAAAUUUUUAUAGCAAGGAAAGAUAUAUUUGGAAUUUCGAAAUAGUCGUAUCUCCCUCUAUUUUUCUUUUGUACGUUUUCCUCGCUCAGCUUUUAUAUUCUUUUUUCUCGAAAAUAUAUGAAUUCUCUUGUUUGAUUCGAUUCUACGUUCGACCGCCAUUUUUGUACAAGUUUUUUACGUUGCCAUAGUAAUUAACCGACGACCGAUGAUCAUAUCGUUAUACAUAUGCAUAUAUUGAAAUCAAAAUUGUAUACGAUUUUUAAUAUACUUUAUUAUUAUUUAA